Uncinocarpus reesii 1704 is the source of this 1596-nucleotide messenger RNA. RefSeq names its product cytochrome P450 61. Lineage: Eukaryota; Fungi; Ascomycota; Eurotiomycetes; Onygenales; Onygenaceae. Gene Ontology annotation, molecular function: iron ion binding; monooxygenase activity; heme binding. Bases 1 to 1596 code for a protein of 531 amino acids. Gene Ontology annotation, biological process: sterol metabolic process. The record is from RefSeq and is a predicted model, not a curated record. The transcript is spliced from 4 exons.
AUGGUGAACGCACACGCAAAUAUGGCAUCGCCGUCGGCGGAUGCAUCGCUAGCUUCCAUGUCCUCCGACCCGUCGAGCCUCCUGAUGAGCAUCUACAACAGCUUCACCGGCUGGUCGGCCUUGCUGGCCCUCUUCAUGCUGCUAGUCGCUUACGACCAGUUCAAGUACAUCUGGCUCAAAGGCUCAAUUGUCGGCCCCAGAUUCAAAAUCCCCUUCAUGGGCCCCUUCCUGGAGUCCGUUAACCCAAAAUUCACCGAGUACAAGGCCAAGUGGGCGAGCGGUGAUUUGAGCUGCGUUUCUGUUUUCCACAAGUUCGUCGUCAUCGCAUCCACUCGAGAUAUGGCCAGAAAGGUCUUUAAUUCUCCCGCCUAUGUCAAGCCAUGCGUUGUCGACUCUGCACACAAACUCCUGGGCAAGGAUAACUGGGUAUUCCUGGAUGGCAAGGCGCAUGUCGAAUAUCGCAAGGGUCUCAACGGUCUUUUUACUAGGUCCGCCUUGACCACAUACAUGCCACAGCUGGACGAAGUUUAUGACAAGUACUUCAAGCAAUUCUUGGAGGAAUCGAAGCAGAACGAUUUCAAGCCUCUGCCAUGGAUGCCGUACUUGCGGGAACUGAUGUGCGCCCUUUCCUGCCGGACUUUUGUUGGCCAUUAUAUGACAGACGAAGCCGUCAAGAAGAUCGCCGAUGACUAUUAUCUCAUCACCGCUGCCUUGGAACUGGUUAAUUUCCCAAUCAUCCUUCCCUUCACCAAGUCGUGGUACGGAAAAAAAGCUGCCGACAUGGUUCUAGAGGAAUUCAGUAAAUGUGCCGCCAAGAGCAAGGUCCGAAUGGCCGCUGGCGGAGAGGCGAACUGUAUCAUGGAUGGCUGGGUCAAACAGAUGCUGGAUUCCGCCGAGUACCGCGAAAAGAUUGCCAAGGGUAUCGAGGUGGAUGAUUCUGAGAAGCCAAAGCACCUCCUCCGCGACUUCACCGACUUUGAAAUUGCGCAGACCGUUUUCACUUUCUUGUUUGCUUCCCAAGACGCUACCUCGAGCGCCAGUACUUGGCUCUUCCAGCUCAUGGCCGACCGCCCCGACAUCCUCGACAAGGUUAGAGAAGAGAACUUGGCUGUGAGAAACGGCGAUCGCAACGGCAAAAUCAGCAUGGACAUUCUUGACAAGAUGCAGUAUACCCGGGCUGUGGUUCGAGAGACUCUUCGAUACCGCCCCCCAGUGAUCAUGGUUCCGUACAUGACCAAGAAGGACUUUCCCAUCACACCCAACUAUACCCUUCCCAAAGGCUGCAUGAUUGUUCCGUCGGUGUGGCCUGCUGCCCAUGACCCCGAAGCCUACCCGAACCCUGAAACUUUUGAUCCCGACCGAUGGAUCACUGGAGAUGCCGAAAAAGCGGCGAAGAACUUUUUGAUCUUUGGAACUGGCCCCCAUUACUGCCUUGGACAGACUUAUGCCCAAUUGAACCUCAUGGCCAUGAUCGGCAAGGCCAGCCUGUUGAUGGACUGGGAACACCAUGCCACCCCAAUCUCUGAAGACAUCAAAGUCUUUGCUACAAUCUUCCCGCAGGAUGACUGCCCUCUUGUUUUCCGUCCUCGAGCGUGA